AUGUUUCUGCUUCUGCUCGCCGUCAAAGUUCUUGUCUGCCAUCUCGCUUUGGUAUCAGCAGAGGCCGUAGCAGACAGCCUGUGGCAAGACACGCACAACGCCAUCACUUUCAGUCAAGAGGAACCAAUCAAGUCAGCAUGGAUUAUCACGCCAGAAACGUCCGUCACUCGAGACGGUCGCUUCACGAUAGAUGCAGAUGACAUGGUCACCAUAUCUGUCCCCAAUGGCACGCAUUGGGAUGCAGAUGGGUUGGCCAGCGGUGCAAGCGCUAUGCUGAGAAAGCUCGACGUCAAAACCAACAAUGGCUCCAUUGGCCUCUUCGCCCAUGGCGAUGCCUCAAUUCUGUUGAGAGACUCCCAUAUGGUCAGCAGCGGGCCCGUCGGACACUCUGUCUUUGCGGCAGCUGGCGGCUUUAUCUACAUGAACAACUCAUUUGCCAAAACCGCGGGCCCCCGGAGCAGUAUCGCGGCUGCCUCAACUAUGCUCUCCCGUAUCCAUAUAGAGAACUCACGAGGAAUCACCUUCGGUCCCGCGAGCCCGUGCCUAUUAAGUCUAGGCGGUGCUUUGAAUGCCCGACAAUUCAGCUGUUUCUCGUUUCAGAGCCCCUUACUUGUAGUAGACAGCACGGACGCUGUUUGGCAAGACCGCGAAGUAGUCCGUCUGGAUCAAGUUGACGCCCAGGUCGGCGGACCUGCGGUCAUCCUCAUGUUUGACAGAACAACCCGCCUGAACGAUGGACCUACACCACAGCUGAGUUUAAGGAACACGGUUCUAGCAGGCGUCCAACCAGAAACGAUUGGGAUGUGGUUCGGCAAUGUCAGGGGGAGGGUUGAUGUGGAACAGAGCACAAUCUUCAGCAAUGGUACUCUGGUCCGAGCUAUCGCCAACAUGCCUGUCUUGGAUGACUUGAGCGGAGUCGAGGAUAUGCAGUCCGGAAACGAGAGUACAGCCGUCAUAAUAAAUGUCGUCCGGUCCUCACUUAGAGGUGACAUUAUGGUCAGCGGCAAGACUCUCAUCGACUUGCAAUUGACGGACAUGUCUGAGUGGGUCGGUUCGGUCACGGCGGAACACAGUGACAGCCACGUCGACGUCAGUCUCUCUCAAAACUCGCAAAUGAGGUUGACAAAUCAUACCCACGUCCGCAAGCUGAUGGACGACGACCCGACACUCGGAAACAUUGACAGUCAAGGCUUCAACCUGACCUACUGCAAGAACGUGUCUAAUAUCGCAGUCGCGGUUUCUGCCCUGGCAGGCGGUGGGUUUGCUGUUGGUCUACCGGUAUGUGUAUAA
This is a messenger RNA of Pyricularia pennisetigena, 1290 nucleotides long. RefSeq lists its product as uncharacterized. The record is from RefSeq and is a predicted model, not a curated record. Bases 1 to 1290 code for a protein of 429 amino acids. The transcript has 2 exons. NCBI's taxonomy places the organism in Eukaryota, Fungi, Ascomycota, Sordariomycetes, Magnaporthales, Pyriculariaceae.